Molecule: messenger RNA, 1500 nt
Organism: Pichia kudriavzevii
Lineage: Eukaryota; Fungi; Ascomycota; Pichiomycetes; Pichiales; Pichiaceae
Exons: 1
Coding region: 1-1500 (499 amino acids)
Biological process (GO): attachment of GPI anchor to protein
Cellular component (GO): GPI-anchor transamidase complex
Source: RefSeq, a predicted model, not a curated record
AUGUCUUCAACUGAAGAAACUAAGAGUAUUGCACAAAAAAAGCAAUGGUUCCCUGUUGCUUCCGUAGCUGUGUUGAUCCUGGCGUUGUUAUUAUCUAAAAUCCACUCAUUCAGCGUAUCAUUGUUCAAUGUGUACAAUGCAUACAGAUACAUCCCAGACAAAGUUCUGGACCAUUAUAUUCAAAAACCUCUCUCAGAUGUGUCUAUGGAGAUUCCUGUUUAUUUUGAUUCAGCAUUUAAGUUCCCCGAUUUAGGAGAAGCUGUUGAUAUCCAACUAAAUUCAAGAAUGUUGAAUGAAUAUUUCAUAUUACCGAACGUAUCGAUUAUUUUAAAACCAGGGAAAAAGUACAUGUACGAUGAGGGUUACUACCCGAAAGAUGAGAUGUUUACAUAUGCAAUGUUAAGCGAUGGGGAUGCAAUUCAGGUGGAUGGUGCUAGAAAUUAUGGUGAGAUAUACUUUACUUUACAGAGUGUUGAUGCUAACGAUUUGCCGUUUUUCAUGACUCAGUUGCUACUAGACCAUUGCUACAGCCGAGAAAUCAACAAAUAUACACCAGACAUGUUCUACCAGUUGACUGGGGCGGAUAAUCAAAGUGAUUAUUUCUUUCUGCAUGCGGACUAUGUAGAUAAGAGGUUGAUUAGAGACCUUAUACACAAACCAAAGGGGAUCCCACUUUUGAUUCAUAUACAUCUGUAUGUUGUCAUGGCGAACUUUUUGAACUUGAAUAUAAUGGAGGCCGCUCAGCAGUAUCUACUACCUGUAUUUCAGAAAUACUCACAUGUCUUUGAUUUUGAUGUCAAAGUCCACCAUAUUAACCUCUUUGAUCCAAAUGCAGAUAUUCAACGUGAACAUAUUGAUGAGUACUUUCCUGAUGAAUUGACAGAUAUACCCGUUUUAAAGGACAUCUACAAAGAAACAAAGGAAAAGUUCAAGGAUGGAACCCACGUACACAUGGUUUUUUAUCCAUUCUUUCAAGGUGGUGACAAAUUAAGGGAGAAAAAGGUAGGUGACAUGCCUCUAUUUUCUGAAUAUGAGAACAUGUUUCUAAAUAUCGAUAAUUGGGGAGCUGUUUAUUUUACGCAUAUCCCUUCUGAGAAUGGAGAUGAUACGAACACAUUCUCAAUGAACCAACUUCAGGAUUGCAUGUGGACGUUUAACCAAGCAUUACUUGAUAAUAUUGGAGUACCUAAUGAAGUUCUUGCACCACCGAUCCGCCUACGAGGAUUUGGACGAUACUUGACAAUUCAAUACCUGACAUAUUACAGUUUCCUACUGAAUAAAAUAAAGGUAUGGAAAUCAACAAAGGCUUUGCUUUACAGGGACCCGUCUGAAGUAAACCAUAGAGUUGAAACAUUUGUAGGGAGCCUGAAACUCAGAGAUAUAGUCGUUGAGCGAUUAAAACAGGACGAUACCAUCUCCUCUCUUCAUUACGCAGAGAAAUGCUUGCAAUGGUCAGAGACAUUGACCAACAAGUGGAAAUCUGUAUACCUGACAGCCUAA